AUGAACGGCAUUAGCCUCUUGUGCGAUGCCGCGGGCUCCGACAUGCUGAACACGCUCUAUUCCCCGCCCGAACCACCGAAACAACCGGCCCCUCCCAAACGCAAACUGAGUCUCUCCGACGCAUCUCCCUCCGCGACACAUGUUUGCCAUAUCUGCAAGCGCGUCUACGAGCGAGCCGACCAUCUGACGCGCCAUCUCCGAUCACACGAGAAUGCAAGGCCCUAUCAGUGUUCUCGCUGUCCAAAGCGAUUCAAUCGCGCCGACCUCCUGACCCGCCACGAGACCACCCACGACCGAGAUUCCACCGGCAAGGGCCGAACCUUCAUUCGGAGGAGCGAUCGCGCCGCUGAGGCCUGUCUGAACUGCGCUGCCUCCAAGUCCAAGUGCGAGGAUGCAAAACCAUGCUCACGUUGUCGCUCCAAAAGCCUGCCUUGCGAAGUCCCCUCAAAGCGCACACAUCCCCACCGAACAUCUACUGACGAGGGACACUCCACACCUUCCGAAACUUCCACGAUGCAUGCUGGGAUGGACAUGAAUGGGGGAAUGGACUCUGGCCCGGUGGCAUAUAGCAGCUCCAGGAUGUCCAUGAUGCCCUCAAAUCCUGACAUGAGCCACGAAAUGGACGGGCCAUCAUUCAUGAACGACGGUUUCGCAAACCCGGUGAUCGACAUGGUAAUGGACGAUAUCGUCAACUUCAACCCGGUCCAUAAUUACUUCCAGGAUAUGGACUUCUCCUCUUGGGACCUUAACUUCGACACCAUCACUGUACCGCAAAUUGAUGUCCAUCCGAGCCCGGAAUCAACAACAACCAACCGCUCAAAGUCUGCCACCCGUAACGCUUCAAGAGCUCACGCUGCCUUCAAGCGGUCACCCUGGUUAUGGGAACCGGGGCCCAAGGAUCAUGCACUUCACCAUGCUUCUCCUCAGGAUAAGGAGCGGCUCGUCUUUGAUGAAAACAACUUGGCAAACUCGCCAGCAUUCGACAAGCUAAUCAAUACGCCGGGUACCAAGCUGAAAAUGACAGCUUCCGCAAGAGACAGCCUUCUAGCCCUGGUUGUGGCCAGCACGGUGCAAAAGGGAGCCCGUCAACGGACGCCCUCGUUUCCAACUCUGGACCUCUUGAAUUAUCUGGUUCAAGCCCACUUCAUCCAUGACGAACACCAGAGCGACAGCUGGAUUCACAUAGCAACCUUUGAUGCGACUGCGGCGAUACCCGAAUUGCUCGCUGGCAUACUGUCCAGUGGCGCAACAUACAUCUCCAUACCAGCGGUCUGGCAAUUCGGGUACUCUCUUCAUGAAGUCCUGCGUCUCGCACUGGCAGACCUGUUCGAGGGUUCCAAUACUUUCACCCGAGAUCUCGGUGCUCUCCAAGCCUUCAUGUUGAACCUCGACAUCGGCAUUUGGAGUGGCUUCAAACGGAAGAUGGAAAUUGCAGAGAGCUUCUUGCAACCUCCCAUGACCAUGCUGAGAAGGGCUGGCAACUUCUCGGCCCCACCGGACUCACCCUCACUCAUUCCAACCAUGGCCGAUCCCCCAGAUGUCCUCGAUUCCAAGUGGCGCAAGUUCGCGAAGCGCGAGUCUUACAAACGGCUUGUUCUGCAUCUUUUCUUUCACGACAUUGAAACAUCCAUCGGCUUCUGUAAGAACCCACUCAUGUCUUUCACCGAACUCAGCUUCAGUCUCCCCGCAUCUCGUGACCUAUGGCGGGCGCGAACUGCGGAGCAAUGGCGCAGCAUAUACAUUGCCAAGACCAACGCUGCCCCAGAUCGCACCAUCCCUAGGGUCUGUGAAGUCAUGCAUUGCACUGAAAUUCUCGAUGACCUUGAGCAGUUGGUGGACAUGGAGCUUUGUUAUAUGGCUUUACUCCACGGAUACUGGGGUCAAAUUGGAGCGUACAGAGAAGCCAUCAAGUUUUACACCGACGGCAUGUCGAACAAGCGAAGCACGACUCACAAAUUAUGGCUCAAAACACAAUAUCAGGAGUUAUACCGGGAUCUAAACGACUUCUCAACAAUGAUCCUUACCUCCAAAAGGCCUACAGCGCAACUAGCGGUGAUGUCUGAGGUGUUGAUGAUGGUACUUCACGUGUCACCCGACAUUCUUCAAACGUUCGCGGGAAAGGCUGGCGAGGACGAGGCUCGACGAACGUACAGUAGCCUGGAGGAAAGCUGGGUCAAAACUUCGGAGGCUCGGCAUGCUAUUUGGCACGCAGGCCAAAUUUUCCAUCACGCGCGUCAACUUCCACCUGCCUCGUUACGAGACUUCAACGCCAUUGCGGUCUACUUCGCCUGUCUCACUCUCUGGGCCUACGGACUGCUCUCGUGCUCCGCUUCUAGGCACGGGUCGGAUCCGGAAGUGGGAAGUGGCAAUAGAUCCGGAGGCUAUAUCCUUAUGGAUUCGGAAGAAAACCGCGAGACGAGGGCAUUCCUUCAACUCGACCGCGGUGUGCCUGGUCUGACAUUGAACGGCAACCCCGCUGACGGUGUUGAAUCGUUAUCAAACCCGAGUGUGGUACUCUCUGUUGCACGAGACAUUUUUAGGAACAACUUUCCUGUUGUUUCAGAGCCUUUGCCCCCGCUAGUUGAGAGCUUAAGAAGCCUUCUUCAAGAUCUAGGUUCGGGCGCAGCAGGCCGACCAUCGAGAGCUGCCAGCGUUGACGAUAUGUGA
Molecule: messenger RNA, 2667 nt
Organism: Colletotrichum gloeosporioides
Lineage: Eukaryota; Fungi; Ascomycota; Sordariomycetes; Glomerellales; Glomerellaceae
Exons: 3
Coding region: 1-2667 (888 amino acids)
Biological process (GO): DNA-templated transcription; regulation of DNA-templated transcription
Molecular function (GO): zinc ion binding; DNA binding; DNA-binding transcription factor activity, RNA polymerase II-specific
Source: RefSeq, a predicted model, not a curated record